This is a messenger RNA of Labeo rohita (rohu), 4930 nucleotides long. RefSeq names its product protein kinase D3 (gene prkd3). Bases 793 to 3471 code for a protein of 892 amino acids. Gene Ontology annotation, molecular function: protein serine/threonine kinase activity; ATP binding. Gene Ontology annotation, biological process: protein phosphorylation. Lineage: Eukaryota; Metazoa; Chordata; Actinopteri; Cypriniformes; Cyprinidae. The transcript is spliced from 19 exons. The record is from RefSeq and is a predicted model, not a curated record.
UGCGCGUGAGAGACAUGCGCGUCAGGCAGUGAGAGAAAGAGAAAAACAUUUCUGCACUUAUGAAGCUCAACUUCACUUCUUCAGCUCGACAGACCUGCCAUUUCCUUCAGGUUUUACUUUCUCUGUCUGUACGGCGUUUCUUAUUUGCCCGCGGAAAUGGAGAGCAGAUACUGAGGCGCAUUUAAACGAGUACAAUGCAACAUGAAAAGAGGAUAGAAAGUUUUCAAAUCGAGCUCAUGUAGGGGACUCUACAACCGUGCGAUGCUUUACUGGGUAAACUAAGCCCCAGAAGCUUAAAAAAAGAAACCCCGAGGCGUUCAAGUCCUCGUUUUCCAUUGAUAGCAAGCUUUUGUCAUCUCUUCACUUGUUAGGGAAACGCCUUUCCAGCAUUAAAGGAAUGAGAGUUGAAUGAGGAUCUGGUUUACAAUGGAAGCCACUUUGUCAAGCAUCAUGCUGGCAUCCUGAUCGCUCAGCCGUGGAGUGACACCCUAUCAAUCCAACAUGUGCAACAUGUGCUGGAAAUCACACAGCCAGCCAUGAAGCAUGCUAUCCGGAUUGCAUGUUUUUAGAGGGAAACGUAGCGAAAAAUAGGCACCUUCUUCUUUGGUCGCGUUUCGCUGCCUCGUACGCCACGGAUUUGCACAUGACUGCGGCGAUUCCGUUCACCUGCCUUAGGACAGAAGAAUAUUGUGUUUAAUUAAAAACACAGCCCCGUUCACUCAUUGGAUAUCAGCCACGGGUUCAAAGCUUGUCAGUUUUACACGGUUUACUUUCAAUCUGCGGAGGAAACUAAUGUCUGCCAGUAGUAGCACCUCUCCUCUGACCUUACCUAAACCCUUCGUCCACUCUCAGCAUCAGACUGCACCCCCAACCCCCUCUCCAUCACCCAGCCCUCCGGUGCCACUCUGCGUCCGUCUCUCCAAUGGGAAUCACAGCGUUCCGAGCCCCACCAGCUCCCUCCAUGGAGUGUCCUUCCUCCUUCAGAUCGGACUUACCAGGGAGAUGGUCACCCUGGAGCCGCACGAUCUGUCCCUCAGUUCGGUGAAGGAUUUGGUCUGCUCCAUAGUCGAUCAAAAGUUCCCAGAAUGUGGAUUCUUUGGCUUGUAUGAUAAGAUCUUGCUCUUCCGCCAUGAUCUGAACUCGGACAACAUCCUCCAGCGGCUAACGUCGGCGGAGGAUAUCCAUGAGGGAGAUCUGAUUGAGGUCGUCCUGUCCGCUCAAGCUACAGUGGAAGAUUUCCAGAUCCGGCCCCAUGCGCUUUACGUCCACUCCUACAAAGCGCCCACCUUCUGUGACUACUGCGGAGAGAUGCUGUGGGGACUCGUCCGACAGGGCCUCAAAUGUGAAGGAUGUGGCCUGAACUAUCACAAGCGAUGCGCCUUUAAGAUCCCUAACAACUGUAGUGGUGUAAGGAAAAGACGCCUUUCUAAUGUGUCUCUGCCCGGCCCGUCGCUGUCUGUCCCUCGUCCUGCUCCAGCAGAGCAUGCUGUCGUGGGCCUGGAAGAGCAGCGCCCCCAUCAGGAGCCCAGUAAGCGGAUACCAUCAUGGAGCGGUCGGCCAAUAUGGAUGGAGAAGAUGGUGUUGGGGCGGGUGAAGGUCCCUCACACCUUUGUCAUUCACACUUACACCCGCCCCACCAUCUGUCAGUACUGCAAACGGCUACUCAAAGGGCUUUUCCGCCAGGGCAUGCAGUGCAAAGACUGUAAAUUCAACUGCCACAAGCGAUGUGCUUCAAAGGUACCAAAAGACUGUCUUGGAGUCUUCAAUGGAGAGCCGGCCAGCCCAGGUCCUGACUCCGAUACCACGAUGGAAGUAGACAGCAGUGAUGUGAACAGCGAUAGCAGUCGUGGUCUGGAUGAUUCAGAGGAACCUACCACUCCAGAAGACAAAAUCUUCUUUAUGGACUCACCUUUCAUGGACCGUGAGAAAGAUGAAGAACCUGUGAAGACCAUUAGCCCCUCGACCAGCACCAAUAUCCCCCUGAUGCGAGUGGUCCAAUCCGUCAAACACACCAAGCGGAGGAGCUCCACUGUGGUCAAAGAGGGCUGGAUGGUGCACUACACCAGUCGAGACAAUCUUAGAAAGAGACACUACUGGAGACUGGACAGCAAGAGUCUGACUCUGUUUCAGAAUGACUCAGGAGCCAAAUAUUACAAAGAGAUUCCCCUGUCAGAGAUCUUGCAGGUGGAGGUUGCGCGCGACUUCAGUAGUUUGGCCCUGGGGGGCAAUCCGCACUGUUUCGAGGUCAUCACAGCCACCAUGGUGUACUAUGUAGGGGAGAACACCGGUGGCCCCCACCUCCACAUCCACAACCCUGCGCUGGCUGCCGGCGGUGUGGGGCUGGAGGUGGCCCAGGGCUGGGAGAGGGCCAUCCGCCAGGCCCUGAUGCCUGUUCCAGUUACACCACAGCCCAGCGUGGGCGCCGCUGCGGGACAAAGUAAAGAUCACAAGGAACUGUCCAUCAGCAUUUCUGUAUCGAACAGUCAAAUCCAGGAAAAUGUGGACAUCAGCUCAAUCUAUCAGAUCUUUGCUGAUGAAGUGUUGGGUUCUGGACAGUUUGGCAUCGUUUAUGGAGGGAAACACAGAAAAACAGGCAGAGAUGUGGCCAUCAAAGUAAUAGACAAGAUGAGAUUCCCCACCAAACAGGAGAGCCAGCUGAGAAAUGAAGUUGCCAUUUUACAGAAUUUGCACCAUCCUGGCAUCGUAAACCUGGAGUGUAUGUUUGAGACUCCUGAAAGAGUCUUUGUUGUCAUGGAGAAACUGCAUGGUGACAUGCUGGAGAUGAUCUUGUCCAGUGAGAAGAGCAAACUUCCAGAGCGCAUCACCAAGUUUCUGGUCACACAGAUCCUUGUGGCUUUGCGACAUCUCCAUUUCAAGAAUAUUGUUCACUGUGACCUGAAGCCAGAAAAUGUGCUGUUGGCCUCUGCGGAGCCAUUCCCUCAGGUAAAAUUGUGUGACUUUGGGUUUGCUCGGAUCAUCGGGGAAAAAUCUUUCCGGCGUUCAGUGGUGGGCACACCAGCGUACUUGGCCCCAGAGGUGCUGCGCAGUAAAGGCUACAACCGUUCCCUGGACAUGUGGUCAGUGGGAGUCAUUAUCUAUGUCAGUUUGAGUGGCACCUUCCCCUUCAAUGAGGACGAGGACAUUAACGACCAAAUCCAGAACGCAGCCUUCAUGUACCCACCAACACCCUGGAAAGAGAUCUCUGCAGAAGCUACAGAUCUGAUCAACAACCUUCUCCAAGUCAAGAUGAGGAAACGUUACAGCGUGGAUAAGACCCUCAGUCAUCCAUGGCUACAGGACUACCAGACGUGGCUUGAUCUGCGAGAGUUUGAGACGCGCAGAGGGGAACGCUACAUUACUCACGAGAGCGACGAUGCACGCUGGGAAAAGUACGCUUACGAGCACAGUCUGGUGUACCCGAAGCACUUCAUCAUGGCUCCAAACCUCGACGAUAUGGACGAGGACCCCUAGUGGCCACAUGAGCCGAACUGAAAACCAGGUCAGUUGAAGGCAGGGACCUGUUAAUGGGUCUGUUGCUAUGGAGAUCGAAACACAUCAGCAAUCUGAAGCAGACUUUAAGGAGAGCAAACUGUUACAAGGCCAGCGAGGUCGACCGCUCUCUGGAUGUCAACGAGAGUCAUGGAAACUGCGGAUCCACGCGGCUAAUGAAGAUGAAGGCUGUGGAAACAUUCGCUGGGAUUGCUUUCAGAAGUCUUAAUGACUGUUCUUUUCCGAAAGGUGCUGUUUCUUAUCGAGGCGUGCGUUCUGCAUGUCAGAAACUCAUGUUACAUUAAUGAAAAGGUUUAGUAACAGCUGUGAAUGAAGUAAAACAAAACAUACUAGGGAGAGCGAUGCGGUCGCUUGUAGUAGUGUUCACAGCCUUUUGUUUUCGAAAGCAUCAAACUGGAACAUGCGUUUUUGAAUUCCUAUUCUUUUAUGAUUUUCUGAUUCGUUUGUCUUAAAGUAUAGGUUACACAGCAGACUGAAUGAUUCCAAAAGGGUCGUUUUUUGCACUAAACCAUACAGCCACUGCAGCUGGUACAAUUAAGUGAAUCGUGUGAGAUAACAGCACAGAAGAUCGCGCGCGUUUCGUCGAAUGAAACAAGAACUACACUUAAGCUACAGUAUGUUUGAACUCUGAAUUGAAUCUGCCAUACGGAAUGGGAGAUACUAUCUUCACCGGACCAAAGACAUUCGCGUCUAUCGUGACUCUUGUUCUUACGCCCUUUUAGAGCUGUUUUCCUUACCAGCAUUCUUUACAGAGCCAUUCCUCUUUUUAUUUAUUCCUCAUGCUGCGGUCUUAAAAUCUAAUACCAGCUAAGCAGUGCAGGAAGAUGUGUUGGUCAGAAGCCUACUGUGAGAAAGCUUUAUGACUUAUUAGCAAAGCUCUUUUUAAUACAAAGAAGUAAUGUAUUGAAAAUAACUGCUAACAACUUUUUAUUAGAAAAGAUGAACAGUGUUAUAUUCGUUUUGUUUCUUUCUUUUUUUUUUAAAUAUGGUAUUGUACCGAAGAUUGAACUUUUCUAUGAAUCCCAGAACUGGAAAAUCUGAAAAAUAUUUUUGGUAAUGAACUUUGUUGUUGUAAAUACCACCUACAAUAUUAAAGUUAAGCUGGAUAAAUUGGAUUUCUGAAUGUAGGUAGUACAUUGUGCCCACAUCCCUCUACACACACACACACACACACACACACACACUCAUACACAGACACUCUAGUGAAAAGUGACAAAUAUCAGGGUAAAGCCAUUUUAUAAGUAUUUUCGUUUUGUUGUCCAUGAAAUGAAAACUGUUCCAUACACAUUGGAACUUGGGAGAAAAGGAUCGAGGAUUCCUUGAAAUCAUCACAUCUUCAUCACUAUGUUGCCGCUGGAUUGGCAAGUGUCAGUGUUCUGUAUAUUUUAGUACAUACUGAUUCAAUAAAAUCUAUACACGC